GGGAACGGUUGCUAGGGGUGGGUAAUGGGUGAAAAAGGGGGGUGCUGGAGAGAAGAUAAGGAGGGCUAAGGGAGGGGGCGAGGGUGGGGAGCAAUGCAAAAGGUAAGGCCAGGUUACCGCGGUUCGGCCCCGAGUGGGCUGCGGCCGGGGGAGGGGCGAGAGAUACAUAUGUAUUUCUGUCUCCCCAGCACACCCCCUUCCCUCUAAGCGAUGGCUGAGAGGCGGUGCAUGCAGAUGGGGAGUAAGUUUCCUGAAGGGGAGGGUGGAUGCACGCGCGCAGCCCGUCGCUGCAAAUUUCCACCGGGGAGGGAGAGUGGCUGGAUGCGGAGAGUUUGGAGUUGCUUGCGGCGGAGGGCAGAAAGGAGAGCAGGGCCGGGAAAGGGGGCUGGCGGGCGCUAUAUCUGGGAAUAAGUUUCCAGGAUCAGAAGAGCCUGCACGCUUGCUUGCUACUCUGCUAGCCCCCCAUUCUACCCCCCAAGCGGAGACUGGUCUUCCUGUCGGAUUGCCCAUGCACUUGUUGCAGAAACAGCCAAGGCCUCGGCUCUGGAGGAUGCUGAAGGAGGAAGACGCUGAAGCAGGACGGCCCUGAAGGAGUGACCCCCUUACUCCUCAAACAGACCCAGGUCUCCUCUUCCCAGCCCAGCAGCAUGAAAGCAGCAUGACUGGCCGGCCGCAGGAGAAGCCCCCAGAGCCAGGCCCCCAACUCAGCCCUCUGCUGCCAAAGUCAAGGUGUGAGCAGCGUCUCCUCACCACAGUGGUGUUUGGUCCAUACCUCAGCUCGGGUGAGGAUGUAAAACCCCGGGCUCUGCAGAUGAGUGGUACAGGCCAAGAGGAACCCCUGGCUCCAGCCUCCUUUACAGAGAUGUCAGCCAUGGAGUAGUGUGGACGCUUUCUCUCAGCUUCUCAGGGUUUCCGUCUUUUUGGGUUUUCUUCACUUACCUUUUUUUAUGGUUUUGUGGCUGGACAUUCAUAACCAAGGCAGACACCAUGGGAGAUCAGCAACUGUACAAGACCAACCACGUGGCCCAUGGUGGUGAGAACCUUUUCUACCAACAGCCACCCCUUGGUGUCCACAGUGGGCUGAACCACAACUAUGGGAAUACAGUCACAGGGGGUGGAAUGGAUGCCGCUCAGGCCUCGCCCAUCUCCCCCCACUUCCCUCAAGAUACUCGGGAUAGUCUGGGCCUACCUGUUGGUUCCAAAAACCUUGGCCAAAUGGAUACCUCGAGGCAGGGAGGGUGGGGAGGCCAUGCAGGGCCUGGAAACCAUGUCCAGCUACGUGGCAACCUGGCCAACUCAAAUAUGAUGUGGGGGGCACCCGCCCAGGUGGAGCCCGCUGAUGGCUACCAGUAUACCUACUCCCAAGCCAGCGAGAUCCGGACCCAGAAGCUCACCAGUGGUGUCUUACACAAGCUGGACUCUUUCACCCAGGUGUUCGCCAACCAAAACCUGCGAAUUCAGGUCAACAAUAUGGCCCAGGUGCUGCACACCCAGUCAGCAGUGAUGGAUGGAGCCCCUGAUAGUGCCCUGCGCCAGCUGCUGUCUCAGAAGCCCAUGGAGCCCCCAGCACCGGCUAUACCUUCCCGCUACCAGCAGGUGGCCCAGCAGGCUCACCCUGGUUUCACUGGGGGAUUGUCCAAACCAGCCUUUCAGGUCGGGCAGCACCCGUCCCAAGGGCACCUGUAUUAUGACUACCAGCAGUCACUGGUUCAGAUGCCAAUGCAGGGAGGACAGCCGCUGCAAACCCCACAGAUGCUGUCACAGCACAUGCAACAGAUGCAGCAGCACCAGUAUUAUCCACAGCAACAACAGCAGCAAGCAGGGCAGCAGCGGAUCUCCAUGCAAGAAAUACAGCAGCAACAGCAGCAGCAGCAGCAGCAACAACAGCAGCAGCAGCAGCAGCAGCAGCAGCAGCAACAGCAACAGACUCGCCCACCACAGCCUCAGCCGCAGCCGCAGUCGCAACAGCAGCUACCACUGCAGCAGCGGCAGAGUUCAAUGCAGAUACCUCAGUAUUACCAGCCCCAACCCAUGAUGCAGCACUUGCAAGAACAGCAGCAGCAACCAGUGCAUCUGCAGCCCCCUUCUUACCACAGGGACCCUCAUCAGUACACCCCGGAGCAGGCGCACGCUGUUCAGCUGAUUCAUCUGGGCUCCAUGCCCCAGUACUACUACCAAGAGCCCCAGCAACCCUACAGCCACCCCCUCUACCAGCAAAGCCACCUGCCCCAGCACCAGCAGCGUGAGGACAGUCAACUGAAGACUUAUUCUAGUGACAGGCAGGCCCCGGCCAUGCUGAGCUCCCACGGGGAUCUGGGGCCUCCUGAUACAGGAAUGGGAGACCCAGCAAGUUCGGACCUGACCCGGGUUAGCAGUGCCCUCCCCCACCGACCACUCCUCUCCCCCAGUGGGAUCCACCUCAACAACAUGGGGCCUCAGCAUCAGCAGCCGUCUCCCAGUGCCAUGUGGCCCCAGAUGCACCUACCUGAUGGGAGAGCCCAGCCGGGGUCCCCUGAGUCAAGUGGCCAACCCAAAGGAGUGUUUGGGGAACAGUUUGAUGCCAAGAGCAAGCUGACAUGCUCCAUCUGCCUGAAAGAGUUCAAGAGCCUGCCUGCCCUGAAUGGCCACAUGCGGUCCCACGGUGGAAUGAGGGCGUCCCCCAGCCUCAAACAGGAGGAAGGAGAGAAGGCCCAGCCGCCUCCGCCCCAGCCGCCACUGCCGCCUCCGCCUCCACCGCCACCGCAGCUCCCUCCCGAGGCAGAAAGCCUCACGCCUAUGGUCAUGCCCGUGUCUGUCCCUGUCAAGCUUCUCCCGCCCAAGCCCAGCUCUCAGGGGUUCACCAACAGCGUCGUUGCCGUCCCCUCCGCCAGAGACAAGCCAGCCAGCUCGGUGUCGGACGACGAGAUGCCUGUGCUCGUGAGGAUGACCCUCUCUCCCCCUCACUCCCCCCAGGGGGCUGCCCCCCACGCGCCUGCUGAAAUCCCCCGGAAACACCAGCCCGCCGUGGCCAAGGCUGAGGAGCCCCUCAAGACCGUGCAGGAGAAGAAGAAGUUCCGGCACCGGCCCGAGCCCCUCUUCAUCCCACCUCCGCCCUCCUACACCCCGAACCCCGCCUCCUACUCCGGCGCCACCCUGUACCAGAGCCAGCUGCGCUCCCCGCGCGUCCUCGGGGACCAUCUGCUGCUGGACCCCACCCACGAGCUGCCCCCCUACACGCCCCCGCCCAUGCUGAGCCCGGUGCGCCAGGGCUCGGGGCUCUUCAGCAACGUCCUCAUCGCGGGGCACGGCCCUGGCGCCCACCCGCAGCUGCCCCUCACGCCCCUCACGCCCACCCCGCGGGUGCUGCUGUGCCGUUCCAAUAGCAUUGAUGGCAGCAACAUGACGAUCACCCCAGGGCCUGGAGAGCAGACCGUGGAUGUUGAACCACGCAUCAACAUUGGCUUGAGAUUCCAAGCAGAGAUCCCAGAACUCCAGGAUGUCUCUGCCCUGGCCCAGGACACACACAAGGCCACACUGGUAUGGAAGCCUUGGCCAGAGCUGGAAAACCAGGACCUCCAGCAGCGAGUGGAGAAUCUUCUGAAUUUGUGCUGUUCAAGUGCAUUGCCAGGUGGAGGGACCAAUUCUGAAUUUGCUUUGCACUCUCUCUUCGAGGCCAAAGGUGAUGUGAUGGCUGCUCUGGAAAUGCUGCUGCUGCAGAAGCCAGUCAGGUUAAAAUGUCAUCCUUUAGCAAAUUACCACUAUGCCGGUACGGACAAGUGGACCUCCCUAGAAAGAAAACUGUUUAAUAAAGCACUAGCCACUUACAGCAAAGACUUUAUUUUUGUACAGAAGAUGGUGAAGUCGAAGACGGUGGCUCAGUGCGUGGAGUACUACUAUACGUGGAAGAAGAUAAUGCGGUUAGGGCGGAAACACCGGACACGACUGGCAGAAAUCAUCGACGACUGUGUGACAAGUGAAGAAGAAGAAGAGUUAGAGGAAGAGGAGGAGGACCUGGAGGAAGACAGGAAAUCCACAAAAGAAGAAGAGAGUGAACCCCCAAAGUCCCCGGAGCCACCACCAGUCCCUGUCCUGGCUCCCACCGAGGGACCACCCCUGCAGGCCCUUGGCCAGCCCUCCGGCUCCUUCAUCUGUGAAAUGCCCAACUGUGGGGCUGACUGUAGAUGUCAUGUCACUCCCUUUCUUCCCCAGGUGUUCAGCUCCCGACAGGCACUGAAUGGCCAUGCGCGCAUCCAUGGUGGCACCAACCAGGUGACCAAGACUCGAGGUGCUGUCCCCUCUGGGAAGCAGAAGCCUGGCGGCACCCAGAGUGGGUAUUGCUCUGUGAAGAGUUCACCUUCUCACAGCACCACCAGUGGCGAGACAGACCCCACUACCAUCUUCCCCUGCAAGGAGUGUGGCAAAGUCUUCUUCAAGAUCAAAAGCCGAAAUGCACACAUGAAAACUCACAGGCAACAGGAGGAGCAGCAGAGGCAAAAGGCUCAGAAGGCAGCUUUCGCAGCAGAAAUGGCAGCCACAAUCGAGAGGACUACGGGGUCGGUGGGGACGCCAGGGCUCCUGCCUCUGGACCAGCUGGGUCUGAUCAAGCCCAUCAAGGAUGCAGAUACCCUCGAUGACGACGUGGUCCAGCAGCUGGGAGGCGUCAUGGAAGAGGCUGAGGUCGUGGACACCGAUCUUCUCUUAGAUGACCAAGAUUCAGUUUUGCUUCAGGGUGACGCGGAACUCUAAAGCCCUGUUUGUUGCUUAGAGACAGUGAGAACCCACUGCCUCAGUCUUUAUUAAUCAGGAAACCUGGACUGCCCGCUUGUUUUGUAACCCUUUUAAACUACCUGUUUAAAAAGUGGUCGUUUUAUUCAGGUUUAGAAAAAAAAAAUCCAGUUUCUUUUCCUUUUUUUUUUUUUUUAAUUGUUGGGGGGGUUGGGGGAAUAAAUAAUUGGCACAACUAUCUUUAAGAGGUGUUUCAUCUGGGCUACAUCCUCACAAGAUCAUUCCCAGCAGGGAAUGGACUUGGCAUCCUGUUCCGUUGCUUUCAGAUGUCAACCAUCCUGGUUGCCUUCUAUCCCAAAGCUUGCCAUGCGUGUGCGUGUGCGUGUAUGUGUGUGCGUGUGUGUGUGAAGCAGGCUGAGCUCUUCAUGCUGGGGCCUUGGGCCAUUUUUUCCCACCAAGAGUUAUUUUUCUGUUCAGAUCUGUCAGGAAUUGUUCUUUUUCCUCCACCAAAAAAAUAGAUCAGAAGAACCUAUUCUUUUUGCAAUGCUGUUCACGGUUAGUGGAGUUCUGAAAUUACUUUGUGCCACUUGAAAGAUCGAUGAAAACAAUACUCACUGGGAAUUUGCUGUAAUUCGUGUCUGCUGGACUGAAGUUUCCCUAGAUACCAGCUAAGAGAGGGUUUUCUAACAGGUCAUGAUUUCAAAUAGGAAGGAAGUAGCUUGGAAGGCCAACAAAAAUAGUUUCAGAUACACUUUUGCUUCAAUGUUUGCAUUCAAACAAUGAAUGUAUUCAUUACAAGUCACUUACCAAAGCACUUCGAGACUUCACAAAGCUGCAUGACUUUGCUCUGCCUCCUCCUGCCCCUGUCAGCAGGGUUGCUGUUUGUACUUGAAGGCAAUAAACUUUGUAAUCCUUCAAAAAUGUCAACAUCCGGGCUAUUGAACUGAGUCAGACUGACCCAUCCCACUAUUAGCGCAAAAGUCAGACCGGGACUUAGCCCUGGCAAGGAGGGGAUCUGCUCCUCUUGGCCCCUUUUCAGUGUUAAUGCCACAUGACCUCUGGAGCAGGUGUUCUCAGGCCUCUCCCCUCCCUCGGUAGCUACCCAGCUCCACAGAAAGGUGGCUGUCACUCUGGGCCACUUUGCUGGCUCAGUAAUAGCUGGACAUCAGACAGAAAAUCAGCAGAGGCAUGAGGACAGGACCUGAGCAUCCUUUAAAUUUGACUUUGCAAAAACAUUUAGCACACACUCACGGGGGCCCACUGUGACCUGUCGUAGCCCCACACAGGCAGUGGUUUCUGAAUCUCAGGAAAGCCACAGACAGAAGAAAAAUACAAAGAUUUUCUCAUUUCCAGCAUUCUGUUUUCAGAGAAGAUGUCUUGGAGAUUUCCUUCCUCUUUAAGGAAAAAAAAAAAAAACUGCUUUGUUUGCUGCCAUUUCAACAGGUUAAUCUAUCCUGUUGUUUUAUCUAAGCAGUUCUGAGUUAAGAACUGCCUGGGCAUCAGGCACCAGCUUGGUGGCAGAGUUAUUACAGAACCAUUGCAACUGUCAUGUCAUCAGCAGAUCUUGAAGUGACCUCCUUCUGGUCUGAGGGUGAGCCUGGAAUGGUUUCUGCCAUUGGGUCUGUAGAAGCUUAUCAAAAGACCAAAUGCCCAGAAAAAUGUUUAUAAAGCAAAUGUAUCCCUUCUAUUUGGAGACUUGCUCGGCUGUUCCAGUUUUAAACAUUAAAAAUAAACUGAGUUGUCACAGCAAAAAAUAUAAUGCACAAUUUAAUUUUAAUUUUCCAUGCAGUAUAGGGUAAGGAUCUUGGACUUGAAAUAACCAAAGAACUCCUCCUUAAUGAGACAGUUCAAAUACCUGAAUUAGUAUUUCUUGACUAUCAAAGAAUCGACUUCCUAGUAUAAUAUAUUGCACUUACUUUUUUUUUUUCUGGAAUGAUCUGCCUGCAUGGAUGUAUUGUGUUUUUGCGUCCCCCACCCACCCACCCCAAAGAACUUUUCUUCCUAAUGGUUAAUGUCUUCAACACGGUUACUGUUUACUAUCAGAUGGUUUUUCAUUAGUGAAUUUAGACCUCUUUGAGAAAGCUUGUAUAUAAAAAGUUAACAGAUAUAUUUUAUGGAAAAACCCAUCUUAUUUUCAAAUAUAUUUAACUGCUGUUAUAUUUUAUUAGAGGAAGGUUGUAAAUAUUUUCUAGGAGUUCUAUUGUAAAGAAAAGUAUUUUUGAAAAAAAUUAAUGUAAUAAAAAUGAAAACAUUUUUAAAUAGCGGCUGUGAUUGCUUCCUGUUCUGGCUUCUUUAUGUUCUGUUCUCAACAGAUGACUUGCAUGCCUUCCAUAUCGGGAUGUAACUUAUUCAGGUUUGCACUAUUAUCAGUUGACAUCUUAAUAUUCAGUGUGCUUAACUGUAUUUUCCCAGAAUGCAGGUCCCUUGGUCCAUAUCAAAGCACUAUGUAUAGCAUAUUCAUAAUUUUUCUUUUGUAAUGUGUGUAUUUUUAAUAAGGAUUUUAUGUAACAUUUUGGCAAAAAGAGGACAGUAUUUUCUAGUGAAUUUUAUAAUAACAUUUUGCUAAAAAUGUUUCUUCCUAGGUCAGUUUUUGUUAAGGUGAACCAAAAGUCUUAUUUUACCAGGGGUUUAAAAAAGUUUGAAGCUUGAAAGCAAAGUUAUAUUUAAACAUCAUAUGUAACAAAUAAAUAAAGAUGUUUUAUAGACUUGUCCUAAAAAGGUGCAUUCCUUAAUAAUAAUAAUAACUGGGGCAUUGUAGGUUGUUUCCCCACCUGAGUGUUAAGCAUUUUUUAAAAUUAUCACAAUACUUUUUCAGGAAGAGAACCAGGAGAAUUUUACUUCAGUUUCAGUCAUUUACCUUAGAGAUUUAUUACAGUUCCUAGAGACGGGCAUUCAUCAAAAUAGAAAUGUAACCAAAUACAUGCUGUCCUAUUUAUUUGUGAAAACCUGAUUCAAUAUUGCAUCAGCUGCUCUGAAAAUAAAAUAUUAUCUUUCUGAGUUUCA
Messenger RNA from Ictidomys tridecemlineatus (thirteen-lined ground squirrel), 7707 nucleotides. RefSeq names its product transcriptional regulating factor 1 (gene Trerf1). Lineage: Eukaryota; Metazoa; Chordata; Mammalia; Rodentia; Sciuridae. Gene Ontology annotation, cellular component: transcription regulator complex; histone deacetylase complex. Gene Ontology annotation, molecular function: transcription corepressor activity. The record is from RefSeq and is a predicted model, not a curated record. Gene Ontology annotation, biological process: regulation of transcription by RNA polymerase II; negative regulation of DNA-templated transcription.